GAUUACAAGUUUUCACGAAUUCCAUCCUGAAGUCCUUGAGGAGAAAGUUACUACGCUUGCAGCUGUCACACAGUCAGUUGAAGCACCCGAUUAUACUCUGUUCACUCGCUUCUCGUCGCUGACCAGACUCAUCCGUAUCGUCGCAUACUGCCGACGUUUCGUACGGCACUGUCGGGCCAAGAUUAAUCGAACAGACUUGUAAGUUGUACCGUUCCUCUCCGCAGAUGAACUCCAUCAAGCGCUGAUGGCCCUCGUGAAGGUCGUACAAGAGGACUGCUUCAGCCACGAAAUCUCGGCUGUCCGGUCUGGUCGGGAAACGGAUCUCAAGAAAUCUCCACUCAUAACCUUGUAUCCGUUCAUCCACGAUGGUCUACUCCGUGUCGGUGACCGGUUGAACCAUUCCUCGUAUCCGUUCACCCAAAAGCAUCCAAUACUUCUACCAGAAUCACACCCACUGACGUCACUGCUCAUAGAUGUUGUGCAUAAGCAACUCCUACACGCGGGUCCUCGUGCGAUGAUAGCACACAUUCGUGAGCAAUUUUGGCCUCUGCAUCUCCGUAACUUGGCACGGCGGCAUGUCAAUUCCUGCUUGCGCUGCUACCGCGUCCAGCCCCAAACGGAACACCAGUUGAUGGGCCAGCUUCCGAAGGUUCGAGUCACUCCGGCUCGAGCGUUCCUCAACACCGGUGUCGAUUCCUGCGGACCCGUCUGGUUGAAGGUCCCCUUACGCCGAACAAAGCCGAUUUCACCGGUUCGAUCAUAUGCCGCCGUCUUCGUCUGUAUGGUCACGAAGGCCGUGCACCUCGAGCUGGUCAGCGACCUCUGCGCUGACGCCUUUCUCGCCGCGUUGAAACGUUUCGUAGCCCGGCGAGGCAAGCCGGCCACCUUGUACUGCGACAAUGCCACCAACUUCAAGGGCGCGGACAGGGAGCUACGAGAACUCUGCAAGCAACUCAAAGACCAACAGCAAAAACAAAAGGUGGCGUCGUUCUGUGCUGAGUCCGCCAUUAAGUUCAACUUCAUUCCUGCUAACGCACCUACGUUCGGCGGCCUCUGGGAGGCCGCAGUUAAGUCGAUGAAACACCACUUCCGAAGAGUCGUUGGCUUGGAAGCCCUGUCAACCGAAGCAAUGACCACCGUACUUUGCGAGAUCGAAGGCUGUCUCAACUCGCGACCGUUGACGGCCCUCUCCGAGGAUCCAAGCGACAUGGGCGUCCUUACACCGGGGCAUUUCCUGGUCGGAUCAUCUCUUCAAGCGAUUCCCGAACCCGAUCUGUGCCAGCUGCCCAACAACCGGCUUUCGCUGUGGCAGGAAAUGCAACGCAGGGUCCAAACAUUUUGGAAGGCCUGGUCGACAGACUAUCUCCACCAGCUGCAGCAACGCACGAAAUACUGUUUCCGGCAGCCGAACGUACUGGUCGGCAAGCUGGUUCUUUUAAAGGACGAUGAUCUCCCUCCGCUCAAGUGGAGCGUAGGCCGAAUCGACUCGGUACAUCCUGGCGCGGAUGGAUUGGUCCGAGAGGUAAAGGUCAGACUUGCAUCUGGCGCAAAAAGAGAAGGACUGCCCGCAAUCGAGGUGACUGAACAGCAGUUUGGCAAGAUCAUGAACGUUGUGUCCACGAAGGUCAACAUCAGUAAGAACCUGAAAACGGCUCUGUUGCAACUUCGUAAGUCGAUGGACGAUGCCCAGCAGGAUCGUGAAGACUGCAGCAGCGACGGAACCGAUGAAAGUUAA
Molecule: messenger RNA, 1735 nt
Organism: Aedes albopictus (Asian tiger mosquito)
Lineage: Eukaryota; Metazoa; Arthropoda; Insecta; Diptera; Culicidae
Exons: 2
Coding region: 245-1735 (496 amino acids)
Biological process (GO): DNA integration
Molecular function (GO): nucleic acid binding
Source: RefSeq, a predicted model, not a curated record